CGCUCAGCUGUGUGAAGGGUGUAUGUGUCGAGCAAAUAGACGAAGCCCUCUUCGAUCUUGACCUUCAAUUUGUUUAGGGGUCAGCCUUAAAUAGUCGAACAUCAAAAUUAUAACUAACCUUGCCAAUGUCUCAAGAGGCAUACCAAAGUAUUUGUGCUAUGAUUCAGAUAUUCAGAUAUCCUUGGUCUGAAUACUUGAGCUAGCUUUACCUAUGCCGCCCUGUGCCAAUAUACCCAGGUCUGUCCAAGUCCUUGCAGCACACAAAACAGUGGUGCCAAAUAAUAGAUAAGCAAACUGGAAUACCUGAUACAUAGAGCUAAUAGAAAUAGAGUAAGCUCGUCAAAUAGUUCUCAGACAAAUCGAAGGUCUCACGGAAAACACUAUAAAUAUCGAAUACGACAUCUGAAGUGAACAUAAAUCAAAAUACGUUAAAAACAAUGCAAAGCUCUGCGAAAGCCAAUAUUGAAAAGCUUUAAGUGCUUUAAGCUUCGGGCAGAGAAAGCUCGUGCUCUGUCCCUGCCCGCUGCACGGUGACGUGCGCUGAUAAGCGCCCAGCACUCAGUCGAUAAGACUGCGCCAAUGACGUCAAGGGUAAUACAAAUGUCUUAAUUAAAAGUAAAGAACUAGUUGAGUGGCUAGGCUAGGUAUAAACGGUUAAUACAGUGCUCACUGCUGUCAGUGUGUACUUAGACGGGCUACUAAUUGGGCCUUGAACAGGCCAACAGUCAACGGCCAACAGCCAAGAGCGAGUCAUGUCGAUGGUGUGGAUUGGUACCUUUAAGGUGGUCAUGAUAGUGGGCAUCACCUGGUUGGUGGUUAAGCGCUCUCUCUCUCUCCAUCCUUCUACAGGAACGCUUACAGUCGAAGAAGUCUACAAAGAUCGCGACCAGUUCGCUGCGCUUGUGCGCGAGGUAGCAGCACCUGAUGUCGGCCGCAUGGGCAUCGAGAUUCUGUCCUUUACCAUCAAGGACGUCUACGAUGAUGUGCAGUACUUGGCCUCGCUGGGCAAGGCGCAGACGGCGGUGGUUAAGCGGGACGCCGAUGCAGGCGUCGCUGAGGCCAAUCGCGAUGCUGGCAUCAGGGAAGCCGAGUGCGAGAAGAGCGCCAUGGAUGUGAAGUACUCGACGGACACGAAGAUCGAGGACAAUACGCGCAUGUACAAGCUGCAGAAGGCCAACUUCGAUCAGGAGAUCAACACGGCCAAGGCCGAGUCGCAGCUGGCCUACGAGCUGCAGGCGGCCAAGAUACGCCAGCGCAUCCGAAACGAGGAGAUCCAGAUUGACGUUGUCGAGCGUCGCAAGCAGAUCGAGAUCGAGUCGCAGGAAGUGCAGCGCAAGGAUCGCGAGCUCAUCGGCACCGUCAAGCUGCCCGCCGAGGCUGAAGCCUAUCGCGUCCAGACAAUCGCCCAGGGCAAACAGUGCCAGACCAUUGAGAGCGCCAGAGCCGAGGCGGAGCGUAUCCGUAAGAUCGGCGCGGCGGAAGCUCAUGCCAUCGAGCUGGUGGGCAAGGCGGAGGCGGAGCGCAUGCGAAUGAAGGCGAACGUCUACAAGCAGUACGGCGAUGCAGCUAUCAUGAACAUUGUGCUCGAGUCGCUGCCCAAGAUCGCUGCAGAGGUGGCUGCCCCAUUGGCCAAGACGGAUGAAAUUGUGCUCAUUGGCGGCAACGAUAAUCUGACCAACGAUGUGACACGCCUUGUGGCCCAGCUGCCGCCCUCGAUCAACGCGCUGACCGGAGUGGAUCUGUCCAAGGUGCUGUCCAAGAUACCCGGCGCCAAGGCGUGAAACCUAUUCGAAUGGGAUGUGCAGCAAAUGGCAAUGACAACGUAACCCCAAAAGGAAUUGCAACUGGAAAUGAAAGAAAGAGAAAGAUAAUGAAACACAGAGAAAGAGAGAGAGGGAGAGAGGGAGAGAGAGAGCUAAAGAAAAACGAGAACGAAAAAGAGAGAAGAAGAACGCAUUUGUUAGAGCGAGCUGGCGAGCGCAUUUGAAGAAUCAAUGGAAUCGAACGAUAAUCUCACAUAUAUAUAUAUACAGCGAUAUAUAUAUAUAGCAAAAUGUACUCCGAUAUUAUGUGUGUCAGUGUGUGUGCACAGCAGAAAACAGCAGAGGCCCCCGCCCCACCAGCAGAACUCCUGGGAAUAGUUUGAUAAAUCAAAUGAGAAAUCAGAUCAAACUAAAGCUAAAGCUAAAUAUAUACAACAAAAAAAAAAAAGAAAAUUAUGCAUUUCGCACGCAUUCGCAAACGCAUUUUGUGGCCUUUUCUCGAUAAAUAAGCAGAAAUUACCAAAAACAAAAAAAAUUAUACCAAAAAAAAAAAGAAAUAAGAAA
Drosophila hydei is the source of this 2327-nucleotide messenger RNA. RefSeq names its product flotillin-2 (gene Flo2). Bases 753 to 1781 code for a protein of 342 amino acids. The transcript is spliced from 4 exons. Gene Ontology annotation, cellular component: plasma membrane. The record is from RefSeq and is a predicted model, not a curated record. NCBI's taxonomy places the organism in Eukaryota, Metazoa, Arthropoda, Insecta, Diptera, Drosophilidae. Gene Ontology annotation, biological process: regulation of myoblast differentiation; protein localization to plasma membrane.